Messenger RNA from Drosophila takahashii, 987 nucleotides. RefSeq names its product kelch-like protein 40. Gene Ontology annotation, molecular function: protein binding. The record is from RefSeq and is a predicted model, not a curated record. NCBI's taxonomy places the organism in Eukaryota, Metazoa, Arthropoda, Insecta, Diptera, Drosophilidae.
AUGGACCUUUUGCUGCCAAGUUCUUUUAAGCAACUCAUGGAGGCGGGCGACUACGCCGACUGCUGUGUAAUUGUUGGAACGCGCAGGUUCCCUUGCCACAAGGUGAUACUGGGUGCGGCUUCUGAGUUCUUUAAGCGCACCUUUCAGCCGGGUUUUGCUGAGGCAGAAACAGGCGAAGUGACCCUAACCGGUGUUACGGAGGACACUUUCGAAAAGUUCCGUCUAUAUGUCUACACCUACGACAGGACAUCCCUGAAAGACUACAGCAACCAGGUUAUUAUCAAGCUGAUGGAGUGCGCCAAUAUGUGGAUGGUCGAACCGUUACAGCUGGCCUGCGAGGAUAACUUCAAGAAAAGAUAUCCCAAAAUGAUGUACUCGGAUAUGCUACUUUACUUUGAGCAUGGGCAUCACGUUCACGAUAUGAAACUGAUCGACAAGAUUUCAGAAGGUCUAAAGCAAAACAUUGUUGCCAAGUCAAUCCCAGGAGGAAUCUAUGAACUGGGUUCGGAUGUCUUCAGAGAGUAUUUGAAGACUAUAGAGGGCUCCGUGGAAGAGAUAACUCGAUUUCACAUUGUAGAGAAGUAUGUGGCCAUUCACGGAUUUGAACUCGACCAAAACCAAAGCGAUCUUAAUAAGAUAGAAUGCAAGGGGCUGGAAAAUAAAAGGGAGACAAAUCCGGAAACUCCAAAAGAUCUGUCAGUUAAUCCAGUCGCCAAUCCAAAGCCGAUCGAGGUAAAGAACUCAAACUUUUCUGAUGCAAACUCUGUAUCCUUGGACCCCAAUGUUAAAAAGAUCCAUAGCCACUAUAUCGAGACCUUGUUGAGUCUUAUUGACUUUUCUAAGAUGACAGUUAAUGAGUUCUUCGGGGGGCCUGGAAAAUCCAAAAUCGUGUCCCUUAAGAACAACUUAUAUUUUCUGUAUCAAAUAGCUGAAAGACUCCAAAAAACUGUAAAUGAAUACAACUACCCUUACGACUCGGAUGAAUAA